CUGACUCUAUGAAUGGAGAGUAUAAGGGAAUACCGUCCACGUCUCUUCGCUUGGAAGCAUGACUUGCUUGCUUAGACAACAUCCAUGGAAUCACACGUCAGCCGGUGGCAUCUUGACAGCUCUGUGUUUACAAGAUAGAUUGAUCACAGAAGCACAGCAAUUCUAUGGAAAAGGCAAAAGGCCGUGACGAUCUUGAACUAACUCAUGCGGUUGACCACGACAUCUGUACGACAUCUUGGAAGCACAAGUCCACUAUCGUAGUAGUUAGUGGAGCAAGCGAAAGAGUUUUGACGAGUCUAAAGCCACUUGCCUGGCAAGGCUUGACCGGUCUUGAUGUCCGAAUGGAUAACGAGGCUCACUUCCAUGCACACCUGUGUUUCACUGACACCCGUGUAGCCUUUUUUCUUGAUGUGGAGAAGCAGGAAGCCAGCAUGUCCGACAUCUGCAUUUUGACUGCAAGCAACAAUCACCAAGUCUCCCUCGGAGAUGUCCAGAGUCGAGACGGACCCAGUCUUGCCAUGUUUGACGAACCAGUUGUGGCCGUCUUUCUGUGCGGUAGCGUCGUCAGUAUCAUAAGCAAAGCGAAAGUCUUUAUCGAUGCUGAUGCUCUGGUGAUUCUGCGACGUCUGAAGUCCAAAUUCAGCGAGCGAGACGCGGACGAAAGGAACAGGGCCAUUCCAAGAGCCCUUGUCAGUGAGCACCUUCAAGGUUUCAGGCAGUCCCCUUGUCGGCGCAAUGACGAGAUGACCGUUGACGGGCACGAUUGCACCAUCUUCGAACUUGUUGACAAAGGGAGCAAGAUCUGGGGAGUCCGUCGGAAUCGAAGCAGUCAGCUUGAACGGGCCUCUAUUGUCCAGCGAACCGGGUGGGAUCAGCUGGCUGAAGGCAGUGUGCGUGGCCCAGAGGAACACGAUAGUGGCAGGUGUGAUCAUAUUUCGCGAGGUCGAAUGAUGUUUUGUACGGCUGAUAAGGACUUCAGCUUGGAUAUGCACUGCCUUUAUAUGUGGAAAACCUGGGCGAGAAUCAAUCUGCUGACGUGUACUAAAGUCUAAGGAUAGUACCAUGUGGCUGUGCUGUCAGGCGGCCUAUUGGCUAGGCCUGAUGGCGAGCAUGAACGCACCCGAAUGUUGCACCUUAGCAGCGAUGUAAAUUUUGAAAAGCCAGGGGUAUAUGAUUUCUGCUGCACUGGAAUUUCUAGGGCAAGUAAAUGCACGCGACCAUGGUCUGCUGUCCACCGGAGUAGCCGUAGUAGACUCGCCAGACAACUUUGAUGUCACGACGUGGUAGGCUGGCUGUCUCAACGAAUGAUCAGACUGGAAGAAUGCUUAUAUUCAUCAUUUCUAUCGAUCGGACAGCAGGCCGUCAGCCAUAUUCGUGAAUUAUUUGCAGGCCCAUCCACAUGCUCAUAGACGGAGCGUAGCUCACAGACCAUGUGAUUGAGUUGAGUCACUUUGUUGUCAACAUACGAUUCAUGCUACCAUGCGGUUGCCAUGCUGUAGAGUUAGGUCUAGAACUACAUGGCCACAUGGCGGUAUUACUUC
Messenger RNA from Protomyces lactucae-debilis, 1541 nucleotides. RefSeq lists its product as uncharacterized. NCBI's taxonomy places the organism in Eukaryota, Fungi, Ascomycota, Taphrinomycetes, Taphrinales, Protomycetaceae. The transcript is spliced from 2 exons. The record is from RefSeq and is a predicted model, not a curated record. Bases 165 to 1052 code for a protein of 295 amino acids.